Messenger RNA from Equus quagga, 586 nucleotides. RefSeq names its product cytochrome c oxidase assembly protein COX20, mitochondrial. Gene Ontology annotation, cellular component: mitochondrion; mitochondrial inner membrane. Gene Ontology annotation, biological process: mitochondrial respiratory chain complex IV assembly. Lineage: Eukaryota; Metazoa; Chordata; Mammalia; Perissodactyla; Equidae. The record is from RefSeq and is a predicted model, not a curated record. The transcript has 4 exons. Bases 128 to 487 code for a protein of 119 amino acids.
CGCCCGCGCGCGGAGGAGAGCCGGAGACCGGCCCUAAGAUGGCGCCGGCGCGCGGGCGGGCGGGGCGCAGGGGGCGGGGCGGGGCCACCGGGCGCGCCGUGCGGCGUGGAGGCGCCGACUCGCGCCCAUGGCUGGCGCACCGGAGCCGGGCGAGGCCGCGGAAGGGAAGCCCUUUAAACUCCUAGGAAUUUUAGAUGUCGAAAACAUUCCCUGUGCACGGGAUUCAAUACUAUAUGGUUCAUUAGGAUCUGUUGUGGCUGGCCUUGGACAUUUUUUGUUAACUAGUAGAAUUAGAAAAUCAUGUGAUGUUGGAGUAGGAGGAUUUAUCUUGGUGACUUUAGGAUGCUGGUUUCAUUGUAGGUAUAAUCAUGCAAAGCUGAGAAUCCAGGAAAGACUUGCCAGAGAAGGAAUUAAAAAUAAGAUUUUAUAUGAAAGUACCCACCUUGAUCCUGAAAGAAAACCAACCAAUGGCAACAACAGCAACUGAGCAGAGUCUUGAGAACAAAGCUGAGGCCAACUAUAUAUAUAAACAUUGUAUGUACCAUAAAGCUUUCAAUGAAGUAAAUAAAGUUAUGUGUAAAUGGUA